AUGGAAGGAACGAAAAACAGCCUAACGGAACUCUCAGAGCCGUCCAAGACAGCCUGUGACGUGAAACGCCCACCUGAUGGUCUGAACAGCACAUUGAAUAACCCUAUACCUUCCAAUUUGAAAUCGGAAGCAAAGAAGGCUGCUAAAAUUCUCAGAGAAUUCACAGAGAUAACUUCCAGAAAUGGACCUGAUAAGAUCAUUCCAGCCCACGUGAUCGCCACGGCCAAGGGCCUCGCCGUUCUGUCUGUGAUAAAGGCUGGAUUUCUGGUGACUGCCAGAGGAGGCAGUGGGAUCGUGCUGGCACGUCUUCCAGAUGGAAAGUGGUCAGCGCCUUCAGCCAUUGGAAUAGCCGGCCUUGGCGGCGGGUUUGAGGUCGGAAUUGAGGUAUCAGAUUUGGUAAUAAUUCUGAAUUAUGACAGAGCAGUAGAAGCUUUUGCAAAAGGGGGUAACCUGACACUCGGAGGGAACUGCACUGUGGCCGUGGGGCCUUUGGGCAGGAACCUGGAAGGGAACGUGGCCCUAAGAAGCUCGGCUGCCGUCUUUACCUAUUGCAAGUCGAGAGGACUCUUUGCCGGCAUAAGUUUAGAAGGCAGCUGUCUGAUUGAAAGGAAAGAAACUAAUCGAAAAUUUUACUGUCAAGACAUCCGAGCUUGUGACAUUUUGUUCGGAGAUGUUCCACGGCCCGCUCAAGCGGAAGACCUUUAUGAAAUUCUGGAUUCCUUCACUGAAAAGUUUGAGAACGAGGGACGACGGAUCAGCGCGAGGAGGGCGGCGAGGGGGCAGAGGAAGGCCGCCGUGAAGGAACUGUCUCCAAAACCACGGUCAAGACCACAGCAGUCACCUGCACAAGUCCAAAGUAACAGAAACGAGCAUAAGCUUUAUCCUGAACUUUCCAGUUAUCGUGAGAGAGCUGGCAAUUUGAGUCAACCCAUAGAAGUGACAGCUCUAUAUUCUUUUGAAGGACAGCAGCCGGGGGAUUUGAGUUUUCAAGUUGGAGACAGAAUCACAGUCACAUCAAAGACAGACUCGCACUUCGACUGGUGGGAAGGGGAGCUUCGAGGUCACACAGGCAUUUUUCCAGCCAACUAUGUUACCAUGAAUUAAACUUUAUGUUCUUUUCUUUGAGAAUUAUAAAAAAAGUUAUUUCUACACUGACAGGA
Molecule: messenger RNA, 1160 nt
Organism: Pteropus alecto (black flying fox)
Lineage: Eukaryota; Metazoa; Chordata; Mammalia; Chiroptera; Pteropodidae
Gene: SH3YL1
Product: SH3 and SYLF domain containing 1
Exons: 10
Coding region: 1-1104 (367 amino acids)
Cellular component (GO): ruffle membrane
Molecular function (GO): protein binding; phosphatidylinositol binding
Source: RefSeq, a predicted model, not a curated record